Molecule: messenger RNA, 1344 nt
Organism: Epinephelus lanceolatus (giant grouper)
Lineage: Eukaryota; Metazoa; Chordata; Actinopteri; Perciformes; Serranidae
Source: RefSeq, a predicted model, not a curated record
GCAGAGCAAUCAGUUGCAUCAGUCAGCUGACAAAGAAACAACCUCUGCUGCGGUUUUGUUGAUUUAUUCUUACUCAUCUCACAAACACUGUCACAAUGAAGAUCGCAGCCUUCAAUGUCAAACAGCUGGGAAUGAGUAAAGUCAGCAACCCAUUUGUGAGGGAAAAUCUUAUCAAGAUUGUGUCCCGGUACAGUGUGGUGGUGAUGUUGGAGGUGAUAGAUGCAACUGGUAGGGCCAUGAACAAGUUCCACACAGCCCUCAACAACCACAAAGAUAACAAACAACGUCCGUACGAAAUGAAGUGCAGCGAACCUCUGGGACGAAGCUCCUACAGGGAGAAGUUUGUUUUCUUCUACAGAAAGGAUCAGGUGAAAAUGAUCAACUCCUACCAGUAUGAAGAAGAAGAAGAAGAAGAAGAAGAAGAAGAAGAAGAGGAUGAUGAAGAAGAAGAAGAGGAUGAUGAAGAAGAAGAGGAUGAAGAAGAAGAAGAAGAGGAUGAAGAUGAAGAAGAAGAAGAGGAUGAAGAAGAAGAAGAAGAGGAUGAAGAAGAAGAAGAAGAAGAAGAGGAUGAAGAUUAUGAACAUGGUGAAGAAUAUGAGGAUGAAGAAGAUGACGAUGAUGAAUAUGAGGAUGAUGAAGAUGAAGAUGAUGAGGAAGAUGAAGAUGAAGAUGAUACAGAAGAUGAAGCUGCGGACGUGCUCGCCAGAGAGCCUUACAUUCUGCAGUUCAAGAGUCCUACAACAGUUGUGAAGAAGCUGGCACUGAUCCCUGUCCACACCAAACCAGGGGACGCAGAGAGAGAGCUGGACGCUGUGGACGAUGUGGUUAAAGCAGUGAGGAAAAGAUGGAGGACUACUAACAUUAUGAUUUUAGGGGAUUUUAAUGCAGAUGGACGUUAUCUCUCCAAGAGGAAGAAGAAGAAGAUCCGCAUCUCCUCUGCUCCUUAUCACUGGCUGAUAAAGGAUGAUGUCGACACGACGACUAGCAACUGUAAUGACCACACCUACGACAGGAUCGUUGUGUACAGAAAGACCAUGCUGGACGCCGUCGUCCCCGGCUCGGCCAAGCCCUUCAACUUCCAGAAAGAGUUCAACCUGACGGAUGAACAAACUCUGAGUAUCAGUGACCACUACCCUGUGGAGGUGGAGCUGAGGACCAAUCAGAAAGCACCAGCACAAGGGCAGAUGGCUCUGCCCCGCACAACAAAGACAACAUCCAUCAAAAGACGAACUCAGAAGAAAGCUGCUGCACAACAGUUUACCUCAGGAUAAAAAAAGUGUUGCCUUACAACCUUCGAGGUCUACGAACCGGAACUUUAAAUAAAGUUUAUUGCAAGUAAAAUGA